AUGGAUUUAAGAAAAGAUUUGUGCGAACUUCUCGAAAAGAAAUGUAUUGUGAGUAAUGCUCAGGAUGGCACCGUAGCUGGAGCUUGUUCCACAGAAAGCCCUGAGGUUGGAAAUGAAGAUUCUAACGUUAGGGAAACGAAGCGCUUCUUACGAUCAAGGAGAUUGCGCGCACGGAGUAGUAGCUAUGACAAUACAAGUGCCUCUGGUGACACGACUCGGAAACGGGCGUCAUUCCCGCGAAGUGCUGAAGAUGUGCAAAGUGGUGUGUCACAGAGUCGUUUCAGUCCGCAUGGUGACGAACCUCCUGAGGCUAAAAGAGUUAUGGAUUCGCGGUGUCACAUUGUUGGUAGUGAAUCGCUGCGUACCCUUCUUCAGAUGCAGAAUCCUAAUGUACUGGAUGCUGUGCGGUUUGUUCCAACGGUGACAGUUGGGAACGCAGCCAAAUCUUUAGCCGAGCUUGCUAUUGCCACUCCUGCCAGCUUUUCCUGCUUGCUACCAGCUGGUGAUCAACCUGUCACUCAAUUAAGGAGCAGUGUUAUUGUAAAACGUCGUACCGGUCCGAGUAUAGUCAAACCUGUGAAACCAACGAACAAACCAAUCGCAUCGGUGCGACCGCUGUCAUCAGAUCACUACAUCAAAUCGGCUACGGAAGUUGUACUCGACGAGGAUCACAAUCAUAUAAAUGCUCAUACUGUCGGUGAUAGCUCGCUCUCACCCGAAAAGAAAGAGUGUGCAAUUUCAUUCCACGAUAAUGAGAACAACAUGGAAGCGGUCGAUGAACGUUGGGUUAUUGAUCGCAUUGCCCAAUUACGGUUGGAAACCAAUUCUACUGCGCCUUCCCCUGAUGAUGAAGAUGCUGCAGCGAAUCAUUCCUCCGUAGCGAACAGUACUUCCACACCUUCCGUAUCUUCAGUUGCCAUUGAUGAACAUUGUGAUCAAUGUAGAAUACAUAAGUCGUGGCUUGUAGCAGCGAUGAUGGCGAGAGCGUGCAAACGAAUAAAAAUCAACUACAACACUGCUAGCACUGGAGUGGUUCCGUUGACACGAGAUCAGUGGAAGAAUCUCCUCAAGUUCAGACUAUCGUCGCGAAGUGUUGGGAAGUCUCCCUGUGUUCGGUGCGAAACCGCGCUCAGCAGAUGUUUGGCCAUAUUUAAGUCUAAGCAGCAGGCUGGUGAUGGCACACUAAAAGUUCCAUCCGAGUCUAUGUGA
Molecule: messenger RNA, 1209 nt
Organism: Cooperia oncophora
Lineage: Eukaryota; Metazoa; Nematoda; Chromadorea; Rhabditida; Trichostrongylidae
Source: the annotation of a GenBank genome assembly